This is a messenger RNA of Haliotis rufescens (red abalone), 552 nucleotides long. RefSeq names its product complement C1q-like protein 4. The record is from RefSeq and is a predicted model, not a curated record. The transcript has 2 exons. Bases 28 to 552 code for a protein of 174 amino acids. Gene Ontology annotation, molecular function: protein binding. Lineage: Eukaryota; Metazoa; Mollusca; Gastropoda; Lepetellida; Haliotidae.
ACCCAUGCUAAUGACUUUCACACCUGUAUGCUUUAUAACCAUCUCUGCACGAAGGUAUACCUAACACUUUCAGAGAUGAACCUAUGCAGUAUCUUCCUUGUGUUGGUGGUCCUUGCGGCUGCGAUGGGUAAACCAGUGUACCAGAUUGCCUUUUCAACUGGUCUGUCGCAUGAUGUAUUGAUUACCCGUGGACAAGUCCUUCGGAACACCAACAUAUUCCUGAACGUCGGCAAGGCGUACGACAGACAUACGGGGAGGUUCAAAUGUCCCCAGAGCGGGAUCUACAGCUUCCAAGUCCACGCUUUAACUCAAAAGAAAAAAUCGCUGUGGCUGGAGCUCAUGCACAACAACAAUCUUGUUGUGAGUGUUCAUGCUCAUUCCAGUGAUGAAAAUGACGGUGCAAGCAACUCCGCUAUACUACAACUGAAGAAGGGGGACCAGGUAUGGGUACAAUCCCAAGGAGCAAAUUCAUAUUUGUUUGGAAGAUCUAACGAGGUUUGUACGUCAUUUUCUGGCUACCUUAUUGCGCCUUCGUUCGGAGAUCAACAAUGA